GACGUGGCCAUGGCAAUGAUGGUUCCGUCGAACGAGCGCAACCGGGCGGCGCGGUACACGGCCGCCGUCUACUCGGACGAGAUCACCAUCCUGGCGGCCGUGCCGACGGACGGCGGGGCAGCGGGAUCCUUUGGAUUCCUCCGGGCAUUCGACAUGUCCGUGUGGCUGUGCCUGAUGGCGUCCCUGAUCGUGUGCUGCAUCUUCGUGGCCGCAGCCGACAACGAGCGGCGAGCUCAAGGCUUCCUACGGCGCUGGACGCACCAUUUCUUGUGCCUCCUGGGCAACCUCCUGCAGCAAGGGGGCUCUGGAGGCGAGGAUGUCCGCGGCCAGCGAUACCUGGCGGUGCGGUCGCUGCGCGUGGUGUGGUGGCUGUCGGCGUUGGUGCUGGCAUACGCGAUGGCGGGCCAGAUGAAGGCCUGUCUCUCCGUCCGCUCCGAGGCCUCGCGCAUCGAGAGUCUCGAUGACUUGGCUCACAGGCCUCACGUGCGGCCCUUGCUCUUCACGAACAGUAUUCUGGUGGACAUGCUCAGCGGAGUCGCAGUGCGCUCAGCCAGCGGACUCGUCACGGCACCCCACGGCGACCGUGGUAUCUACGCUACGUAG
Molecule: messenger RNA, 603 nt
Organism: Dermacentor andersoni
Lineage: Eukaryota; Metazoa; Arthropoda; Arachnida; Ixodida; Ixodidae
Source: RefSeq, a predicted model, not a curated record